Molecule: messenger RNA, 855 nt
Organism: Rodentolepis nana
Lineage: Eukaryota; Metazoa; Platyhelminthes; Cestoda; Cyclophyllidea; Hymenolepididae
Source: the annotation of a GenBank genome assembly
AUGCCAGAUUUAUUCGGUCUUCAUGACAAUGCAAAUAUAACGUUUGCGCAAAAUGAGACCUACCAAUUACUAGCUGAUUUGCUACUCCUCCAACCGAAUACAUCACUUUCCCAAGAAGGCGGUAAUUCUCGUGAAGCAAUCAUUGAGGAGGUUGCCACACAAAUCUUGGGCCAGUGUCCUCAAUCGCUGGAUGAAUCUGCUAUUAUUCGCAAACAUCCUAUUAUGUAUGAGCAAUCUAUGAACACGGUUCUGAUUCAAGAAGCCAUUAGAUUCAACAGUCUCUUGGAUAAAAUCCGCUCGACUCUUAAAGAACUUAUCAAAGCUAUUAAAGGUCUAGUUGUCAUGUCUGCACCCCUCGAAGCUAUGGCAACCUCCCUCUUCACUAACCAAGUUCCAGAAAUAUGGAACGCCAAAGCUUACCCUAGCUUGAAAGCCUUGGGUCCGUGGAUUAAAGAUCUUCGUGAAAGGAUAGCUUUCUUGAGAGCUUGGCAUGAGGUUGGAAUACCGCCCGUUAUUUGGAUUAGUGGGUUCUUCUUCCCACAGGCUUUUCUUACUGGCCAGUUGCAGAACUUUGCAAGAAAAUACUCAGUAGCCGUGGAUACCGUGAGCUUCAAUUUCAAAAUAAUGAAAGAAGACAUCGGAGUGUUGCGACAGGCACCCAAAGAUGGAUGUUAUAUCCAUGGCUUAUACUUAGAGGGAUGUCGUUGGAACCCAGAUGAAAUGUGCCUAAUGGAAUCUAGGCCCAAAGAGCUUUACAUCGAAAUGCCUAUAAUUUGGCUCAUUCCAGAAUCUAACAGACAGAAGGUUGAUGAUGGUGUGUAUGAUUGCCCAGUAUAUAAAACUCUAACUAGAUCG